This is a messenger RNA of Penicillium brasilianum, 1446 nucleotides long. The record is from the annotation of a GenBank genome assembly. Lineage: Eukaryota; Fungi; Ascomycota; Eurotiomycetes; Eurotiales; Aspergillaceae.
AUGGAGCAGCGACGCACAUCAAGGGCCUGUGAUGCAUGCAAGCGUCGGAAAGUCCGUUGUAAUGGCCAGUCCCGCUGUCAGCAGUGUACGCAUGUCGGCCUGCGUUGCACCUAUGCUUCCACACUCCCGUCACGAUCUCGAAAGAAGUCUCUUGCUAGAGGUUCGGUCAUCGCCGAGUGCAAAACCAUCGGCUUCCAACCGAGUCAAGGAGGCCAACCAGAAGGCACACUCGCCUCGCGCGUGGUCUCCAUAUCUAUACCGGCCUCGAUCGUCUCACAUCCUAAUCCGAGCUUCUUUCAUGAGUUCCUGCACGAAUACGAACGAUAUGUGUACCCGAUGAGCCCGGUUAUUCCAGCAAGCGAGAUUCAGCAUAUGAUCUCAAAGAUGGAUGACAGCCGUGAUAAUGCCUCAUUUGUGUAUAUUUUCGCCGCGGUGACGCUCAACCUGACCCGAGGCGAGCCCGUACAGGAGGCACCCGCCACGCGCGAGCGCAUCGCGACAUUGCUGACUCGCUCACUGGAGCACCGUCGUCCAUUGGGGUUUGACUCCCAACCGACCAUCGUAUCAGUGAUGAGUAGUCUAUUCACAGAGAUGUGCUACGUUGGUCUGCGUCGCCUUGAUCUGGGCUUUUUCUAUCUUCGAGAAGCCAUCUCCCUACUCUACGUGCUACAUGCGCACUCGGACGAGGCAUUAACCGAGUUUGACAUGCCGGAGCGAGCGCGCCUUCAGCGUGCCUAUUGGGAAUGCUUUAUCCACGAGCGCUUUACUGCUCUAACUUAUAAUAGGCCACCGUGUCUGAGCCCAUUACGCGGUCUGCCAGACCACGAUGCAUCACUGCCAGAAGAUACCGAGGCAGGUUUCAACCACACCAUUGAAAAUUUCUGCCUGGUCGACCGAGAGUUCCUCGAAUACUGGCUUGGAGAACGAUCGGGUGUGAGUUCUGAAUGGAUCGAGAAUAAACAGCAACAGCUGGAGGAUAAUUGCUGGCACCAUGAAGUUUCCCAGCUACCAGGGAUGUUGCAGGCAGAUUUGAUCAUUACGCGACACUGGCUACGUACGGUUACUUGGCAGAUUGCUCUGUCAAACACGCUACUCUCCUCCUCGCCUGAUUCAUGUCUACUGCUUUCACUUUCCUUCCCGCUGCGCCUCUCAAACCAGCUACGCCAGUUUCUGGUGACCAUUCCACGCGAUAUGGUGGGAAUUCACGGGUCGGGAAUUCUCGAAAAGCUCUUCGAAAUUGCGAAUGUGAUUACCGAUGUGGUACUGCACCUGCCACAUGCCUCGGGCGAUGAAACAAUCCAGCGAAUUCACGACAUUAUCUUUCUCAAGAACUUUGUAUACUCUUUUGCAGGUUUCCAGAAUCUCCGACCGGCGGUCCUGACGCAGAAGUUUGAGAUGAUUCGUGAAAAGUAUCCAGAAAUCAGGGAGAUUGAGCUUCUGCUCUAG